Messenger RNA from Nicotiana tabacum (common tobacco), 756 nucleotides. NCBI's taxonomy places the organism in Eukaryota, Viridiplantae, Streptophyta, Magnoliopsida, Solanales, Solanaceae. The record is from RefSeq and is a predicted model, not a curated record.
AUGGCUGAAUCUUCACCCACUCCUGUUGGUUUGACUGAAGAAAUAGGAGCUAUGAAGAGUUCAGGAGUUAUAAUCCCUGGAAUUGCUAGGGCAAACAAAAAAAGAAAGGCUGCCUCUUUUAUCCCUGUAAAGACUCCUCCUGCAAGAGGAAGAGCUACAAGGAGUCAGAAGAAGCAGAGUGAGGCAGAACUGGAAAAAGCCCUAGAAGAGAGUAAAAGAAAAGUUGUUACAAAGGGAAAAAAGAAAGUGGUUGAGCCUGUUGAGGCAGUUGAAAUUGAAGAGAUAGACCUGGUUCUUCGUGAUGAAAACAAGGCAGAGGAGGAAGAGGUUGCGACUCCAAAAAUAAAGAAAAUAAAGACUUUUAAAAAGAAGUCCCCUUCAAAGACAAAGUCUGCAGAACCUUCUACCUUGGCGAAAAGAACCAGGUCUGAUGUGAAAUCUAGAAAAGUGAAAGUAGUGGAGGAAGAAGAGAGUGAAGAAGAAGAAGAAGAAGAAGUAGAAGAUGAAACCGAUGAAGAACAAGACAAGAAGGAGAAGUUUGGAAAAAGAACUAUCUUGAAAGGUAGACUCCUUAGGGAUUUGGAGGAGGAAGGCAUGGUCAUGCUGCUGCAAAAACUCCAACUACAGGGUUGGAAGGACAUGGUCCUUCAGAUGGAUGGAAGACUUGCUAGGGCUGAUAUUGUAGAGUUCAUGGCAAAUUGUGAGAUAAAAAAUGGCAAUCACCAGUGUGGUGAAGGGAGUGACUGUGAGCUUUGA